Messenger RNA from Saitoella complicata NRRL Y-17804, 927 nucleotides. RefSeq names its product DnaJ-domain-containing protein. The coding region runs from base 1 to 927 and encodes 308 amino acids. The record is from RefSeq and is a predicted model, not a curated record. Gene Ontology annotation, cellular component: endomembrane system. NCBI's taxonomy places the organism in Eukaryota, Fungi, Ascomycota, Saitoellomycetes, Saitoellales, Saitoellaceae. The transcript is spliced from 2 exons.
AUGCGGUUGACCUCCAUCUUCUGCGUUUUCGCAGUCGUAUUCGCGACAUUAGUUGCUGCCUGGACUGAGGCUGACUACGAGAUCUUCGACCUCGCUGCCUCCCUCGAGACCCAUGAAGGCCCCGGCACAACCUUUUACUCCUUCCUCAAAGUCCCCAAGUCCGCAGACCUAGAAGCCAUCACCAAGGCCUACCGAAAACGCUCCCUCGCCCUCCACCCCGACAAGAACCGCGGCAAGAAGGGUGCUCACGAGCGUUUCGCACGUCUUGGUGUCGUCACCCAAAUCCUCCGUGAUGGUGAGAAAAGGGCAAGAUACGACCAUUUUUUGAAUAAUGGCUUCCCGAGGUGGAGAGGUACGGGUUAUUAUUAUUCGAGGUUUAGGCCGGGGUUGGGGAGUGUCUUGUUAGGACUUUUGGUUGCUGGGAGUGCGGCGCAGUAUGGGGUUCAUGUGCUUGUCGCUAAGCAGAAUCGUGGACGGCUGGAGAGACAUGUCCGUGAGGCACGGGGGAUGGCGUGGGCGAGUUCUGGAGGCUUACCAAAUGGCCGCAAGAUGAAGGUCACGAACCCGGAGACUGGACAUGCGUUCGUUGUAGAUGGCAAGAGUGGUGAUGUGUUUUAUGUCGAUGACUUUGGGGAGGAACACUUUGUCGACGUUAAUGAGGUCGAGGGACCAUCCUUCAAACGCACAAUGCUCGUGCAGCUCCCGAAGUUGAUCUGGAGAAAGACGAUUGGUGGGUGGAUUAGACGUCCUGACGAAGAGGGCGAGCCGGCAUUUGGGGAGAGUGAGACGGAGGAUGGGGAGGUUGUCGUUGUGAAGCAGAUUGAGGCUGAGAAGAAUGGCAGUGGGACCAGUACGCCGAAGGAGACAAAGGUUUUGGAGAGUGGGAGGGUUGUUGGAGCGAGGAAGAGGAGGGGUGGUAAGAAGUAG